UCAUAAAAGAAGUUAAAAAUAAAAGAGAUGUGUAUGCUGAAGUUGUUUGGAAUUCUAGUUUUGAAACAAAUGAAAGUGACACAUGGAGUGUAACAUCCGGUAAUCAGCCAUUUCAAAGAGUAUUAUACUCAAAUUUAAAUGGUAUACCUGUUCAAAGUAAACUUUGGGCAUUGUCAGCUGUAGGUGUAAAUAAUCAGCUGUUGCUACCACAAGUGACAUACUAUGGUGGAAGUGUUGACGUUAGUUUUUAUGCUUAUGCAGUUCAAUCUUCAAGCGAUAUAAUUGCAACAAUCCAGUUCUUAGAUUCAAAUUUUAUUCUAAUUCAAUCCAACAGUCUCAGUUUAACAAUAAAUUCUUGGAAUUAUUAUGCCGUUUCUCUGCCAAGUAAUCAACUACUAAACUCAGCAUUUUCAGUGUCUUUUAUGUAUAGUGGUGAUAGUCUAAUAUACAUAGACUCUGUUUUGAUAAAAAUUGAAGGUAUCCUUGCAAGUUGCUUUUCAAUAACAUCAUUAAACAAUUGUGAAUUUACUUUAUCAGACUUUAAUACAAGAGGAUGGAAGUUUUCAACCUCUAGUUUAACUUGGAAUAAUAGUCCUGGAUACAGCAUGGCAACAAAAAGUUUUUUAUAUCUUGGAGGUUUAUUAAAAGGAUCAAUUGGUGUCACUUCAAACCAGUACGUUCAGCUAACUGUUACAAUUCCAGGAACAUCAUUUAGAAAGAUAGUUACUACUAUUUCUGAUUCAUUUGAUUUGACAGCCUCAACUCAGUAUACAGUUGGACAAACUUAUACGAUUGAAAUUACAUCUGCAACUCCAGCAGUUACAUCUACUCUGAAAUAUUUUAACUUAUAUGUCGGUGGUAACUGCAACUCUUGUAAUGCCAAUCUUAGAUGUAUUUCACUACCAAAUGGAGUCUCUUGUUUUUGUGACCCAAAAACAUCUUGCACAGGGCUUAAUCAACAAUGCAUUGUUUCAACAAAUAAUACAUCAGCAAAUCCAUGCAGUUGUUUGCCUGGUUACACUCUUGAUGAUAAUGGAAACUGUGUUUAUACAGCAACAGAAGAUACAACAACUAAAUCAACAACAAGUUCUACCGUUACUUCAUCUACUUCUACUGACACCCCAUCAACCCCGACGACUGACACAUCGACAACUUCAACAGAAUCAGCAACAAGUUCUACAAAUACUUCAUCUACUUCUACUAACACCCCAUCGACCCCGACAACUGACACAUCCACAACUUCAACAGAAUCAACAACCAGUUCUACCGUUACUUCAUCUACUUCUACUGACACCCCAUCAACCCCGACAACUGACACAUCGACAACUUCAACAGAAUCAACAACAAGUUCUACCAAUACUUCAUCUACUUCUACUGACACCCCAUCAACCCCGACAACUGACACAUCCACAACUUCAACAGAAUCAACAACAAGUUCUACCAUUACUUCAUCUUCUUCUACUGACACUUCAUCAACCCUGACAACUAACACAUUGACAACUUCAACAGAAUCAACAACAAGUUCUACCGAUACUUCAACUACUUCUCCUGACACCCCAUCAACCCCAACAACUGACACAUCAACAACUUCAACAGAAUCAACAACAAGUUCUACCGUUACUUCAUCUACUUUUACUAACACUUCAUCAACCCCGACAACUGACACAUCGACAACUUCAACAGAAUCAACAACAAGUUCUACCGAUACUUCAUCUACUUCUCCUGACAACCCAUCAACCUCGACAACUGACACAUCAACAACUUCAACAGAAUCAACAACAAGUUCUACCGUUACUUCAUCUACUUUUACUAACACUUCAUCAACCCCGACAACUGACACAUCGACAACUUCAACAGAAUCAACAACAAGUUCUACCGAUACUUCAUCUACUUCUCCUGACACCCCAUCAACCUCGACAACUGACGCAUCAACAACUUCAACAGAAUCAACAACAAGUUCUACUGUUACUUCAUCUACUUUUACUGACACUUCAUCAACCCCGACAACUGACACAUCGACAACCUCAACAGAAUCAACAACAAGUUCUACCGAUACUUCAUCUACUUCUACUGACACCCCAUCAACCCCGACGACUGACACAUCGACAACUUCAACAGAAUCAGCAACAAGUUCUACCAAUACUUCAUCUACUUCUACUGACACCCCAUCGACCCCGACAACUGACACAUCCACAACUUCAACAGAAUCAACAACCAGUUCUACCGUUACUUCAUCUACUUCCACUGACACCCCAUCAACCCCGACAACUGACACAUCCACAACUUCAACAGAAUCAACAACAAGUUUUACCAAUACUUCAUCUACUUCUACUGACACCCCAUCAACCCCGACAACUGACACAUCCACAACUUCAACAGAAUCAACAACAAUUUCUACCGUUACUUCAUCUUCUUCUACUGACACUUCAUCAACCCCGACAACUAACACAUUGACAACUUCAACAGAAUCAACAACAAGUUCUAUCGAUACUUCAUCUACUUCUCCUGACACCCCAUCAACUCCAACAACUGACACAUCAACAACUUCAACAGAAUCAACAACAAGUUCUACCGUUACUUCAUCUACUUUUACUAACACUUCAUCAACCCCGACAACUGACACAUCCACAACUUCAACAGAAUCAACAACAAGUUCUACCGAUACUUCAUCUACUUCUCCUGACACCCCAUCAACCUCGACAACUGACACAUCAACAACUUCAACAGAAUCAACAACAAGUUCUACCGUUACUUCAUCUUCUUUUACUAACACUUCAUCAACCCCGACAACUGACACAUCGACAACUUCAACAGAAUCAACAACAAGUUCUACCGAUACUUCAUCUACUUCUCCUGACACCCCAUCAACCUCGACAACUGACACAUCAACAACUUCAACAGAAUCAACAACAAGUUCUACCGAUACUUCAUCUACUUCUACUGACACCCCAUCAACCCCGACGACUGACACAUCGACAACUUCAACAGAAUCAGCAACAAGUUCUACCGAUACUUCAUCUACUUCUACUGACACCCCAUCAACCCCGACAACUGACACAUCCACAACUUCAACAGAAUCAACAACAAGUUCUACCGUUACUUCAUCUUCUUCUACUGACACUUCAUCAACCCCGAAAACUAACACAUUGACAACUUCAACAGAAUCAACAACAAGUUCUAUCGAUACUUCAUCUACUUCUCCUGACACCCCAUCAACCCCAACAACUAACACAUCAACAACUUCAACAGAAUCAACAACAAGUUCUACCGUUACUUCAUCUACUUUUCCUAACACUUCAUCAACCCCGACAACUGACACAUCGACAACUUCAACAGAAUCAACAACAAGUUCUACCGAUACUUCAUCUACUUCUCCUGACACCCCAUCAACCUCGACAACUGACACAUCAACAACUUCAACAGAAUCAACAACAAGUUCUACCGUUACUUCAUCUACUUUUACUAACACUUCAUCAACCCCGACAACUGACACAUCGACAACUUCAACAGAAUCAACGACCAGAUCUACCGUUACUUCAUCUACUUCUACUGACAACCCAUCAACCCCGACAACUGACACAUCGACAACUUCAACAGAAUCAACAACAAGUUCUACCAAUACUUCAUCUACUUCUACUGACACCCCAUCAACCCCGACAACUGACACAUCCACAACUUCAACAGAAUCAACAACAAGUUCUACCGAUACUUCAUCUUCUUCUACUGACACUUCAUCAACCCCGACAACUAACACAUUGACAACUUCAACAGAAUCAACAACAAGUUCUAUCGAUACUUCAUCUACUUCUCCUGACACCCCAUCAACCCCAACAACUGACACAUCAACAACUUCAACAGAAUCAACAACAAGUUCUACCGUUACUUCAUCUACUUUUACUAACACUUCAUCAACCCCGACAACUGACACAUCGACAACUUCAACAGAAUCAACAACAAGUUCUAUCGAUACUUCAUCUACUUCUCCUGACACCCCAUCAACCCCAACAACUGACACAUCAACAACUUCAACAGAAUCAACAACAAGUUCUACCGUUACUUCAUCUACUUUUACUAACACUUCAUCAACCCCGACAACUGACACAUCCACAACUUCAACAGAAUCAACAACAAGUUCUACCGAUACUUCAUCUACUUCUCCUGACACCCCAUCAACCUCGACAACUGACACAUCAACAACUUCAACAGAAUCAACAACAAGUUCUACCGUUACUUCAUCUACUUUUACUAACACUUUAUCAACUCCGACAACUGACACAUCGACAACUUCAACAGAAACAACAACAAGUUCUACCGAUACUUCAUCUACUUCUCCUGACACCCCAUCAACCUCGACAACUGACACAUCAACAACUUCAACAGAAUCAACAACAAGUUCUACCGAUACUUCAUCUACUUCUACUGACACCCCAUCAACCCCGACGACUGACACAUCAACCCCGACAACUGACACAUCGACAACAUCAACAGAAUCAACAACAAGUUCUACCGAUACUUCAUCUACUUCUCCUGACACCCCAUCAACCUCGACAACUGACACCUCAACAACUUCAACAGAAUCAACAACAAGUUCUACCGUUACAUCAUCUACUUUUACUGACACUUCAUCAACCCCGACAACUGACACAUCGACAACCUCAACAGAAUCAACAACAAGUUCUACCGAUACUUCAUCUACUUCUACUGACACCCCAUCAACCCCGACAACUGACACAUCUACAACUUCAACCGAAUCAACAACAAGUUCUACCGUUACUUCAUCUACUUCUACUGACACUUCAUCAACCCCGACAACUGACACAUCGACAACCUUAACAGAAUCAACAACAAGUUCUACUGAUACUUCAUCUACUUCUACUGACACCCCAUCAACCCCGACAACUGACACAUCCACAACUUCAUCAGAAUCAACAACAAGUUCUACCGAUACUUCAUCUACUUCUACUGACACCCCAUCAACCCCGACAACUGACACAUCCACAACUUCAACAGAAUCAACAACAAGUUCUACCGAUACUUCAUCUUCUUCUACUGACACUUCAUCAACCCCGACAACUAACACAUUGACAACUUCAACAGAAUCAACAACAAGUUCUAUCGAUACUUCAUCUACUUCUCCUGACACCCCAUCAACCCCAACAACUGACACAUCAACAACUUCAACAGAAUCAACAACAAGUUCUACCAUUACUUCAUCUACUUUUACUAACACUUCAUCAACCCCGACAACUGACACAUCGACAACUUCAACAGAAUCAACAACAAGUUCUAUCGAUACUUCAUCUACUUCUCCUGACACCCCAUCAACCCCAACAACUGACACAUCAACAACUUCAACAGAAUCAACAACAAGUUCUACCGUUACUUCAUCUACUUUUACUAACACUUCAUCAACCCCGACAACUGACACAUCGACAACUUCAACAGAAUCAACAACAAGUUCUACCGAUACUUCAUCUACUUCUCCUGACACCCCAUCAACCUCGACAACUGACACAUCAACAACUUCAACAGAAUCAACAACAAGUUCUACCGUUACUUUAUCUACUUUUACUAACACUUUAUCAACUCCGACAACUGACACAUCGACAACUUCAACAGAAACAACAACAAGUUCUACCGAUACUUCAUCUACUUCUCCUGACACCCCAUCAACCUCGACAACUGACACAUCAACAACUUCAACAGAAUCAACAACAAGUUCUACCGAUACUUCAUCUACUUCUACUGACACCCCAUCAACCCCGACGACUGACACAUCAACCCCGACAACUGACACAUCGACAACUUCAACAGAAUCAACAACAAGUUCUACUGAUACUUCAUCUACUUCUCCUGACACCCCAUCAACCUCGACAACUGACACCUCAACAACUUCAACAGAAUCAACAACAAGUUCUACCGUUACAUCAUCUACUUUUACUGACACUUCAUCAACCCCAACAACUGACACAUCGACAACCUCAACAGAAUCAACAACAAGUUCUACCGAUACUUCAUCUACUUCUACUGACACCCCAUCAACCCCGACAACUGACACAUCUACAACUUCAACCGAAUCAACAACAAGUUCUACCGUUACUUCAUCUACUUCUACUGACACUUCAUCAACCCCGACAACUGACACAUCGACAACCUUAACAGAAUCAACAACAAGUUCUACUGAUACUUCAUCUACUUCUACUGACACCCCAUCAACCCCGACAACUGACCUAUCCACAACUUCAUCAGAAUCAACAACAAGUUCUACCGAUACUUCAUCUACUUCUACUGACACCCCAUCAACCCCGACAACUGACACAUCCACAACUUCAACAGAAUCAACAACAAGUUCUACCGUUACUUCAUCUACUUCUACUAACACCCUAUCAACCCCGAUAACUGACACAUCGACAAUUUCAACAGAAUCAACAACAAGUUCUACCGAUACUUCACCUACUUCUACUGACACCCCAUCAACCCCGACAACUGACACAUCGUCAACUUCAACAGAAUUAACAACAAGUUCAAUCGAUACUUCAUCUACUUUUACUGACACUUCAUCAAACCCGACAACUGACACAUCGACAACCUCAACAGAAUCAACAACAAGUUCUACUGAUACUUCAUCUACUUCUACUAACACCUUAUCAACCCCGACAACUGACACAUCCACAACUUCAACCGAAUCAACAACAAGUUCUACCGUUACUUCAUCUACUUCUACUGACACUUCAUCAACCCCGACACCUGACGCAUUGACAACCUUAACAGAAUCAACAACAAGUUCUACUGAUACUUCAUCUACUUCUACUGACACCCCAUCAACCCCGACAACUGACACAUCCACAACUUCAUCAGAAUCAACAACAAGUUCUACCGAUUUUUCAUCUACUUCUACUGACACCCCAUCAACCCCAACAACUGACACAUCCACAACUUCAACCGAAUCAACAACAAGUUCUACCGUUACUUCAUCUACUUCUACUGACACUUUAUCAACCCUGACAACUGACACAUCGACAACUUCAACAGAAUCAACAACAAGUUCUACCGAUACUUCAUCUACUUCUACUGACACCCUAUCAACCCCAACAACUGACACAUCCACAACUUCAACCGAAUCAACAACAAGUUCUACCGUUACUUCAUCUACUUCUACUGACACUUCAUCAACCCUGACAACUGACACAUCGACAACUUCAACAGAAUCAAUAACAAGUUCUACCGAUACUUCAUCUACUUCUCCAGACACCCCAUCAACCUCGACAACUGACACAUUAACAACUUCAACAGAAUCAACAACAAGUUCUACCGAUACUUCAUCUACUUCUACUGACACCCCAUCAACCCUGACAACUGACACAUCCACAACUUCAACCGAAUCAACAACAAGUUCUACCGUUACUUCAUCUACUUCUACUGACACUUUAUCAACCCUGACAACUGACACAUCGACAACUUCAACAGAAUCAACAACAAGUUCUACCGAUACUUCAUCUACUUCUCCAGACACCUCAUCAACCUCGACAACUGACACAUCAACAACUUCAACAGAAUCAUCAACAAGUUCUACCAUUACUUCAUCUACUUUUACUAACACUUUAUCAACCCCGACAACUGACACAUUGACAACUUCAACAGAAUUAACAACAAGUUCUACCGAUACUUCAUCUACUUCUCCAGACACCCCAUCAACCUCGACAACUGACACAUCAACAACUUCAACAGAAUCAACAACAAGUUCUACUGAUACUUCAUCUACUUCUACUGACACCCCAUCAACCCUGACAACUGACACAUCCACAACUUCAACAGAAUCAACAACCAGUUCUACCGUUACUUCAUCUACUUCUACUGACACCCCAUCAACCCUGACAACUGACACAUCCACAACUUCAACCGAAUCAACAACAAGUUCUACCGUUACUUCAUCUUCUUCUACUGACACUUCAUCAACCCCGACAACUGACACAUCGACAACCUUAACAGAAUCAACAACAAGUUCUACUGAUACUUCAUCUACUUCUACUGACACCCCAUCAACCCCGACAACUGACACAUCCACAACUUCAUCAGAAUCAACAACAAGUUCUACCGAUACUUCAUCUACUUCUACUGACACCCCAUCAACCCCGACAACUGACACAUCAACCCCGACAACUGAUACAUCGACAACCUCAACAGAGUCAACAACAAGUUCUACCGUUACUUCAUCUACUUCUACUGACACUUCAUCAACCCCGACAACUGACACAUCGACAACCUCAACAGAAUCAACAACAAGUUCUACCGAUACUUCAUCUACUUCUACUGACACCCUAUCAACCCCAACAACUGACACAUCUACAACUUCAUCCGAAUCAACAACAAGUUCUACCGUUACUUCAUCUACUUCUACUGACACUUCAUCAACCCUGACAACUGACACAUCGACAACUUCAACAGAAUCAAUAACAAGUUCUACCGAUACUUCAUCUACUUCUCCAGACACCCCAUCAACCUCGACAACUGACACAUUAACAACUUCAACAGAAUCAACAACAAGUUCUACCGAUACUUCAUCUACUUCUACUGACACCCCAUCAACCCUGACAACUGACACAUCAACCCCGACAACUGACACAUCGACAACCUUAACAGAAUCAACAACAAGUUCUACUGAUACUUCAUCUACUUCUACUGACACCCCAUCAACUCCGACAACUGACACAUCCACAACUUUAACAGAAUCAACAACCAGUUCUACCGUUACUUCAUCUACUUCUACUAACACCCCAUCGACCCCGACAACUGACACAUCCACAACUUCAACAGAAUCAACAACCAGUUCUACGGUUACUUCAUCUACUUCUACUGACACCCCAUCAACCCCGACAACUGACACAUCUACAACUUCAACAGAAUCAACAACAAGUUCUACCAAUACUUCAUCUACUUCUACUGACACCUCAUCAACCCCGACAACUGACACAUCUACAACUUCAACAGAAUUAACAACAAGUUCUACCUUUACUUCAUCUACUUCUACUGACACCCCUUCAACCCCGACAACUGACACAUUGACAACUUCAACAGAAUCAACAACAAGUUCUAUCGAUACUUCAUCUACUUCUCCUGACACCCCAUCAACCCCAACAACUGACACAUCAACAACUUCAACAGAAUCAACAACAAGUUCUACCGUUACUUCAUCUACUUUUACUAACACUUCAUUAACCCCGACAACUGACACAUCAACAACUUCAACAGAAUCAACAACAAGUUCUACCGAUACUUCAUCUACUUCUACCGAUACUUCAUCUACUUCUACUGACACCCCAUCAACCCUAACAACUGACACAUCCACAACUUCAACCGAAUCAACAACAAGUUCUACCGUUACUUCAUCUACUUCUACUGACACUUCAUCAACCCCGACAACUGACACAUCGACAACCUUAACAGAAUCAACAACAAGUUCUACUGAUACUUCAUCUACUUCUCCAGACACCCCAUCAACCUCGACAACUGACACAUUAACAACUUCAACAGAAUCAACAACAAUUUCUACCGAUACUUCAUCUACUUCUACUGACACCCCAUCAACCCUGACAACUGACACAUCCACAACUUCAACCGAAUCAACAACAAGUUCUACCGUUACUUCAUCUACUUCUACUGACACUUUAUCAACCCUGACAACUGACACAUCGACAACUUCAACAGAAUCAACAACAAUUUCUACCGAUACUUCAUCUACUUCUACAGACACCCCAUCAACCUCGACAACUGACACAUCAACAACUUCAACAGAAUCAUCAACAAGUUCUACCAUUACUUCAUCUACUUUUACUAACACUUUAUCAACCCCGACAACUGACACAUUGACAACUUCAACAGAAUUAACAACAAGUUCUACCGAUACUUCAUCUACUUCUCCAGACACCCCAUCAACCUCGACAACUGACACAUCAACAACUUCAACAGAAUCAACAACAAGUUCUACUGAUACUUCAUCUACUUCUACUGACACCCCAUCAACCCUGACAACUGACACAUCCACAACUUCAACAGAAUCAACAACCAGUUCUACCGUUACUUCAUCUACUUCUACUGACACCCCAUCAACCCUGACAACUGACACAUCCACAACUUCAACCGAAUCAACAACAAGUUCUACCGUUACUUCAUCUACUUCUACUGACACUUUAUCAACCCCGACAACUGACACAUCGACAACCUUAACAGAAUCAACAACAAGUUCUACUGAUACUUCAUCUACUUCUACUGACACCCCAUCAACCCCGACAACUGACACAUCCACAACUUCAUCAGAAUCAACAACAAGUUCUACCGAUACUUCAUCUACUUCUACUGACACCCCAUCAACCCCGACAACUGACACAUCCACAACUUCAACAGAAUCAACCCCGACAACUGACACAUCGACAACCUCAACAGAGUCAACAACAUGUUCUACCGUUACUUCAUCUACUUCUACUGACACUUCAUCAACCCCGACAACUGACACAUCGACAACCUCAACAGAAUCAACAACAAGUUCUACCGAUACUUCAUCUACUUCUACUGACACCCUAUCAACCCCAACAACUGACACAUCUACAACUUCAACCGAAUCAACAACAAGUUCUACCGUUACUUCAUCUACUUCUACUGACACUUCAUCAACCCUGACAACUGACACAUCGACAACUUCAACAGAAUCAAUAACAAGUUCUACCGAUACUUCAUCUACUUCUCCAGACACCCCAUCAACCUCGACAACUGACACAUUAACAACUUCAACAGAAUCAACAACAAGUUCUACCGAUACUUCAUCUACUUCUACUGACACCCCAUCAACCCUGACAACUGACACAUCAACCCCGACAACUGACACAUCGACAACCUUAACAGAAUCAACAACAAGUUCUACCGAUACUUCAUCUACUUCUACUGACACCCCAUCAACCCCGACAACUGACACAUCCACAACUUCAAUAGAAUCAACAACCUGUUCUACCGUUACUUCAUCUACUUCUACUAACACUCUAUCAACCCCGACAACUGACACAUCGACAAUUUCAACAGAAUCAACAACAAGUUCUACCGAUACUUCACCUACUUCUACUGACACCCCAUCUACCCCGACAACUGACACAUCGUCAACUUCAACAGAAUUAACAACAAGUUCAAUCGAUACUUCAUCAACUUUUACUGACACUUCAUCAACCCCGACAACUGACACAUCGACAACCUCAACAGAGUCAACAACAUGUUCUACCGUUAUUUCAUCUACUUCUACUGACACUUCAUCAACCUUGACAACUGACACAUUGACAACCUCAACAGAAUCAACAACAAGUUCUACCGAUACUUCAUCUACUUCUACUGACACUUCAUCAACCCUGACAACUGACACAUCGACAACUUCAACAGAACCAACAACAAGUUCUACCGAUACUUCAUCUACUUCUCCAGACACCCCAUCAACCUCGACAACUGACACAUCAACAACUUCAACAGAAUCAACAACAAGUUCUACCGAUACUUCAUCUACUUCUACUGACACCCCAUCAACCCCGACAACUGGCACAUCCACAACUUCAACAGAAUCAACAACCAGUUCUACCGUUACUUCAUCUAUUUCUACUAACACCCCAUCGACCCCGACAACUGACACAUCCCCAACUUCAACAGAAUCAACAACCAGUUCUACCGUUACUUCAUCUACUUCUACUGACACCCCAUCAACCCCGACAACUGACACAUCAACAACUUCAACAGAAUCAACAACAAGUUCUACCGAUACUUCAUCUACUUCUACUGACACCCCAUCAACUCCGACAACUGACACAUCCACAACUUUAACAGAAUCAACAACCAGUUCUACCGUUACUUCAUCUACUUCUACUAACACCCCAUCGACCCCGACAACUGACACAUCCACAACUUCAACAGAAUCAACAACCAGUUAUACGGUUACUUCAUCUACUUCUACUGACACCCCAUCAACCUCGACAACUGACACAUCUACAACUUCAACAGAAUCAACAACAAGUUCUACCAAUACUUCAUCUACUUCUACUGACACCCCAUCAACCCCGACAACUGACACAUCAACCCCGACAACUGACACAUCGACAACUUCAAUAGAAUCAACAACAAGUUCUACCGAUACUUUGUCUACUUCUCCUGACACCCCAUCAACCUCGACAACUGACACAUCAACAACUUCAACAGAAUCAACAACAAGUUCUACCAUUACUUCAUCUACUUUUACUAACACUUCAUCAACCCCGACAACUGACACAUCGACAACUUCAACAGAAUCAACAACAAGUUCUACCGAUACUUCAUCUACUUCUCCAGACACCCCAUUAACCUCGACAACUGACACAUCAACAACUUCAACAGAAUCAACAACAAGUUCUACCGAUACUUCAUCUACUUCUACUGACACCCCAUCAACUCCGACAACUGACACAUCAACCCCGACAACUGACACAUCUACAACUUCAACAGAAUCAACAACAAGUUCUACCAAUACUUCAUCUACUUCUACUGAUACCCCAUCAACCCCGACAACUGACACAUCCACAACUUCAACAGAAUUAACAACAAGUUCUACCGUAAACUCAUCUACUUUUACUUACACUUCAUCAACCCCGACAACUGACACAUCGACAACUUCAAUAGAAUCAACAACAAGUUCUACUGAUACUUCAUAUACUUCUACUGACACCCCAUCAACUCCGACAACUGACACAUCCACAACUUCAUCAGAAUCAACAACAAGUUCUACCGUAACCUCAUCUACUUUUACUUACACUUCAUCAACCCCGACAACUGACACAUCGACAACUUCAAUAGAAUCAACAACAAGUUCUACCGAUACUUUGUCUACUUCUCCUGACACCCCAUCAACCUCGACAACUGACACAUCAACAACUUCAACAGAAUCAACAACAAGUUCUACCAUUACUUCAUCUACUUUUACUAACACUUCAUCAACCCCGACAACUGACACAUCGACAACUUCAACAGAAUCAACAACAAGUUCUACCGAUACUUCAUCUACUUCUCCAGACACCCCAUCAACCUCGACAACUGACACAUCAACAACUUCAACAGAAUCAUAAACAAGUUCUACCGAUACUUCAUCUACUUCUACUGAUACCCCAUCAACCCCGACAACUGACACAUC
Hydra vulgaris (swiftwater hydra) is the source of this 13186-nucleotide messenger RNA. Lineage: Eukaryota; Metazoa; Cnidaria; Hydrozoa; Anthoathecata; Hydridae. The record is from RefSeq and is a predicted model, not a curated record.